AUGCUGCUGUUUCGCCGGCCUGAGGUCUGGCUGGGCUGGCUCAUCCUGUGUCAGAUCUUGAUCGCUGUUGCAGGCGGGUCGUUUGUCAUCUGCGAGCAAAUAGCGGCUAUGGCAGCAGUGUCGCAUCAGCACAUUGCCGUUGUCCUAGCUAUUGAAGCAAUGUUUACCAGCAUCGGUGCCGCUAUGGGACAGAGUCUUGCCGCUGCAAUAUGGACUGGGGAGUUCCCCAAGAAGUUGGCUGAGUACCUACCUCCAGAAUCGAGGGGUGAUCUGAAAGCCAUCUACGGGGACAUCAGAGUCCAACUCUCUUAUCCAAUGGGCUCGCCAACACGCAUGGCGAUUGCUCGAGCCUAUGCCGAUGCUCAGAAGUUAAUGCUUGUCGCAUCGACUGCUGUUCUUGUCAUUGGGUUGGUUGCAAUCAUGGCAUGGAGAGAUGUCAAUGUUAAGCACAUCAAGCAAGUAAAAGGUAUUGUCAUCUAA
Molecule: messenger RNA, 480 nt
Organism: Phaeoacremonium minimum UCRPA7
Lineage: Eukaryota; Fungi; Ascomycota; Sordariomycetes; Togniniales; Togniniaceae
Product: putative siderophore iron transporter protein
Exons: 1
Coding region: 1-480 (159 amino acids)
Biological process (GO): transmembrane transport
Molecular function (GO): transmembrane transporter activity
Source: RefSeq, a predicted model, not a curated record